Messenger RNA from Boleophthalmus pectinirostris (great blue-spotted mudskipper), 2081 nucleotides. RefSeq names its product putative pyruvate dehydrogenase phosphatase isoenzyme 2 (gene pdp2). NCBI's taxonomy places the organism in Eukaryota, Metazoa, Chordata, Actinopteri, Gobiiformes, Gobiidae. The transcript has 9 exons. Gene Ontology annotation, molecular function: cation binding; protein serine/threonine phosphatase activity. The record is from RefSeq and is a predicted model, not a curated record. The coding region runs from base 161 to 1780 and encodes 539 amino acids. Gene Ontology annotation, biological process: protein dephosphorylation.
GAAAGCACGUCAAACGUAGGCUGGUACGUCACGCCGCAGCAGCUUCUGCAGCUGGAAUGUUUCAGUGAACGUCUUUAGAAAUUAAUGUGCACCGCUUUUGCAUAUUCUAAGUAAUAAUCGAGGUAUAAUACCCCACCUUAUCAAGAGCAUCCUAUCGGAGAUGUCUGGGCGUGUGUGCGCCAGCAUCCUUCAGAGAGCUUACUGCUCACGGAUCUCCUCUGCCCCAGCUUCAUCUCAGUGUCUUCAGCUUGCAGAAUUUUCAUCUAAACACACGACUAGACACAGCCAGCGCUGUCACUUCUCAUCAUGGAUUAACGAAAUUGACCAGACGAGCUGCACUCGUGAAAAAUCACAAAGCACACCUCAGCGAUCGCGCAGUUUUUCAACCCGUCAGGAUUUGGAUUUUCAACUCAGCCAGGUCCAAAUCAACAGCCUUCUCAGAUCAAAUGAACAGAGUGUGAGUGUGCCAGAGUUUGAUGGCAGGGGUCUCAGCUCUGUGAGGAAGUUUGAGAGCAACCAGGUUGCUGCCAAUACUCCAAAUGAGGAUCGCCGCAGUGCAGCCACAUGUCUACAGUCAAAGGGGAUGCUUUUUGGAGUGUUUGAUGGCCACGGUGGCUGGGCGUGUGCACAGGCGGUUAGUGAGAGAUUGUUGUAUUACAUUGCUGUGGCAAUGAUGCCAAAGCAGAACCUGGAGGAGUUGGAGCGCUGCAUGGAACAGGGCAGAGCUGUUCCUCCCAUUCUACAGUGGUAUAAACAUCACUCAGACUAUAACUACAGAGAAUCAGCAUCACUCUACAUCGAACACCUGCGGGUUUUCUGGCAGGAGGUUCUAGACAGUGAAGAACACAGUGAAGGCUUGAGCCCUCCUGAUGCCCUGGAUCGGGCCUUCAAAAGACUUGAUGCUGAUAUUUCUUUGGAGGCCCAGGUCCCUCUUUUGAACAGCUUGAUGAAAAGCACAGCCAUUCAGGUGGCGUUUGCUGGUUGUACUGCAUGUGUGGCUCAUGUUGGCCCAGAUUCUAUCCACGUAGCCAAUUCAGGGGAUUGCAGGGCUGUGUUAGGGGUUCAAGAAGAGGAUGGAUCAUGGAGUGCUCAGCCUCUUUCUUGGGACCACAACUCCCAGAAUUUUUCAGAGGUGGAGCGGAUAAAGGCCCAACACCCACAGUCGGAGAGAGAUACUGUGGUCACAGAUGACCGAUUACUUGGAAUUCUGAUGCCGUUGCGAGCCUUUGGUGAUGUGAGGUUUAAAUGGAGUCUUGAGUUACAACAGAGCAUCAUUUCCAGUCUGGAGUCCACCGUAGACCUGGAUUCUCUGAACUUGUACAAUUAUGUCCCUCCAAACUACCUGAGCCCGCCCUACCUGGACGUGGCUCCUGAGAUAACCUAUCACAAGCUGCGACCUCAGGACCGCUUCCUCAUUCUAGCCACAGACGGACUGUGGGAUGAGCUGUCCAACGAAGAGGCUGUGCGUCUGGUUGGGGAACAUCUCAGUGGGAUUCACUUGCAGGCUCCAGUCACUCAGAUGGAGAGACAGUUGAAGCUUGGGAAACUACAUGAGCUCUUACUGAAGCGGCGUGCCCGAGCAUCCCCUGCUCUGGACACAAAUGUGGCCACACACCUCAUCAGACAGGCCCUGGGCAAAGGAGACUAUGGAGAGCUGUGCCAGGAGAAACUAGCCUCUAUGCUCUCCCUGCCUGAAGACCUCGCCCGCAUGUACCGAGAUGACAUCACUGUUACUGUAGUGUACCUCAACUCUGACCUGGCCAGACCUCAUCAUAGCUAAGGUAGGGUCAGAGGGAGGAACACAAAGUUACUUGAAGGUUCUUGAAUUGUUAUCUGUAUGUAUAUGGUCAAGAAGCAUAUAUGCCAUAGUUCCAGCUCCCUGUUCAGUGCAUGUUACAUUUACCUAAAAGUGCCUGAAAAGUUGCACCUUUGGAUUUAUAAGAAGUGCUGAUGAUCUCGGAAGAAGAAAAGAAACUUGCCUUUUGUCUUAGCACAGUUUGUCCUGUUGUAUGUUUUCCCUGUAUUUAUGUAAAAACAAAGAUUUUAAUAUGUAACAAUCUGUUGUUUGUGAAAUGACUGUU